Molecule: messenger RNA, 8125 nt
Organism: Salvelinus fontinalis (brook trout)
Lineage: Eukaryota; Metazoa; Chordata; Actinopteri; Salmoniformes; Salmonidae
Product: CMP-N-acetylneuraminate-beta-galactosamide-alpha-2,3-sialyltransferase 2-like
Exons: 7
Coding region: 2325-3452 (375 amino acids)
Molecular function (GO): beta-galactoside (CMP) alpha-2,3-sialyltransferase activity
Source: RefSeq, a predicted model, not a curated record
GGAGUGCGGGGUGGGCUCAUUUUUCCGGGGCUACCACUAUGUAUAUACCACAGCCAUCGGGGUUUCUAGCCAUGACCGGUUUGAGCUAAGCUACGCGGUCCUUCCUCGCUUUAAAAACUGCCCGACCUGUCGAAUUUAAGUCCGUGAAACCGCUUCCAAAUCUGUUUUAUUUUGCCUAGGCUACAUAUCACAAUACAACCUCACAUCUGGAUACGGCACAGGCUGAAACAGACAUAUCAUCUCUUACUCUGAUGCAUUGUUGCGUAAAGUAGAAAUGCAGUUAUAUUCCGACAACAUGAGUGCACAGAAGCAAAAACAUAGGCUAGAUGCAUAAAAUAAUUUAAAUCAGAAUAUCGUUUUUUACGGGGGGGACGCAGCACACAUAAAGGGAUUGCUUUCGAGUUUUAUACACUGGCGAAAUCAGAAGAUUUACAAGCUGUCCACCACUUUCUGAAAAGCGGUGUGUUGGUGUCUCGGGAGGACAGGGACCUGGAAACAAGCAGAUAGGGAGCAGAAGCUAUAGGAGCUACAGGGGCCACGGUGUCUAUCUGCUCUUCAGUUCCCCUGUGAGGCUGUCUUUGUGUCAGGGAUCAAGAGGUGAACACACACACAGACAAGGACUGUCUAACAGCAGGACUGCACCACUUUGCAGGGCACUGGAGGGACACUGGGCAGAAGGUUAGCAUCUGGCUGGCAGAGAGAGGGAAGAGAGUGAGUAAUGUGGUGGGCAGGCGACUGCAGUGCCGAGAUUACAGAUUAGGAGAUUAGGGAGAGCAGCAGGUCAGGGCACAUCAUCCUGACAAAGCCUGUACUUCCACCAACACUACACAGCAGAAUUCAAUUAAACCCUACAGCUACUGGCAGGCAGUGGCCCAGCCUCACAUACACAUACACUCACACACAAAUAGACAAAGAAUCUCCACUGCUGGACAGCUGCUGAGCUCCCCUUCCCUCUUGUCCUGUUUGAUGUUCAGUGUCAGAUGGGAUUUUUUUCUUCUGAUUGAUUAGUCUUUUUUCAAUCCAGUCACUCAUAGCCUCAGUUCCUUUCAGGGCAUUCAUUAGUAAGCCCUUUUAAGGUCCUCAUAUCUAAUUUUCUCAAGACUCUGUGGCAAUCCUCUUUGUCAUUACGGCCAGAAUGCUUUGAUUACUUUAGGAGGUUUUACAGUAUUGCUUUUUCUCUGGCUGAAGAGCACUGGAAUUCUGAUGGUCGCGCAGACUUUUUGAGUCUGCACUGCUAUGAAUAUUUGUGCCCAUAUUCUCCUGUCAAUCAGACUUGACAUGUCCAGAGAGCUCCUCCCCCAGACAGACAGACAGAACGUGGAUACAGAGCAUCUGGAGGGCUGGUAGAUGCUCAGUCUGCCACACAGAGAGACAGACACACCACUCACAGCCUCGAUGACAACUAGACUACAGGACACCUGGCCCUACGUUAUAGUGGAGGAGAACACAAGGUCCUGAGUAGCUCUGCUUUUUCUGCAAGUCUCAAAAACUCCAAAGUGGAUCUUCUGACAGAAAAAAUAAAGCUUGCGCGAGACAGGGGUAGAGAAGUGAGAAGAGAGGGGGAGAGGGGGAGACGUAUUAUUUGUUCAGGUUGACUAGAGACUCGAUGGAGCUUCUUUCAUGCCAGCCUGCCUGCAGUCGCUGCCGCCUUUUACCCUCCUUCUCCCAUCUAGCCCGCUAGAGCAUACUAAUCAGAAGACUGCUUCAGCACUUGACAGAGGACCUCCAAACACUAGGGCGGGCUACUCACAUGGACGGCUGAAAUGACACUAAUGACUCGCUACCUUACUCUUACCAUGGAUAUCACUAUAGGUGGAUAUGACUGCUAACACAGCGUGAUAAGCUCUGACAGUUUAUCAGACUCUAGCAGUGUACAAUUUGUGCAGAGUUCAUCAGAGUUUUGUAUGUGCAGACACUGCUGGAGCUCCCAUCGAGGCCUGGAGCAGUGCAGGGAGUGGAGAGCCGGGCUGGUGGGUGAUAGGUGUGAAGAGCGGCAGCUGCGUACGGAGAGCGGGGAGAAGCAACAGACACAGACUCUCUGACAAACUGUUUAGUGUGAGACACUGAGAGACUCACUGUGGAGCAGCGACUCUCCCUCUGUCUGUCGCGCUGGGAGAGUGUUCUCUCUGAGCCAGCGUGAGCCAGCCAGCACACUGAGUGGAGCUGAGGCCAGCAGGGUGGGGACGGUGGCAGGAAACAGCGCAUGGCAUUGGAGGGGCCGGGUGCCCUCCAUCACCCAGCACCGGGAGGGGCACUGGGGUUGGGGCUGGGUGUGGGGCAGCCCUGGAGGGGCGAGGGUCCAAAGGUCAGGGGAGCUGAGGCCCAUGUUGACAGGCGGGACCAGCGUGGAGCGGGGUGGUCGGACGGCAGGGGCCAGGGCCGGCGGAGGGGGCAUGCGGUGCUCAUUGAGGGUGUGGGUUCUGCUGGGCUCCCUGGGCCUCGUCUUUCUCACCUCCCUCUUCUUCUCCAUCUCUCUGAGGGGGGGCGUUGGCCUGCCCUACCUGGAGCCCCCCGGGUGGGAGAAGUCCAGCCGAGUAAAGCUAGUGCCCAACUACUCUCGUGUCCACCAGCUGGGCCCACUGGAGAGCACCCAGCAGCAGAAGACAUGUGCCUGUCCCCGCUGUGUGGGGGACCCUGGGGUGUCGGACUGGUUUGAUGAGAACUACGACCCGGACAUCUCCCCUGUGUGGACACGGGACAACAUCCAGCUGCCUUCAGACGUCUACUACUGGUGGGUGAUGCUGCAGCCUCAGUUCAAGCCCCACACUAUCCAGCAGGUGCUGCUGCGACUGUUCCAGGUGAUCCCUGGCCGCUCCCCCUAUGGCUCCUGGGACCCCGCCCGCUGCCUGCGCUGUGCCGUGGUGGGGAACUCUGGCAACAUGCGCGGGGCCGGUUACGGACCCACAAUAGACAGCCACAACUACAUCAUGAGGAUCAACCUGGCCCCCACGCUGGGCUAUGAGGAGGAUGCAGGCAGCCACACCACCCACCACUUCAUGUACCCAGAGAGUGCCAAGAACCUGGCAGCCAAUGUCAGCUUCGUCCUGGUGCCCUUCAAGACCCUGGACCUGCUGUGGAUCACCAGCGCACUCUCCACUGGACAGAUCCGCUUUACCUACGCCCCUGUGAAGCAGUUUCUACGGGUGGACAAGGACAAGGUUCAGAUCUUCAACCCAGCCUUCUUCAAGUACAUCCAUGACCGCUGGACCAGGCACCAUGGACGCUACCCUUCCACAGGCAUGCUAGUCCUGUUCUUCGCUCUGCACGUGUGUGACGAGGUGAAUGUGUUUGGCUUUGGCGCUGACAGUCGAGGCAACUGGCACCACUAUUGGGAGCAGAACCGCUACUCUGGAGAGUUCCGGAAAACAGGGGUGCAUGAUGCAGAUUAUGAGGCCCUGAUCAUUGACUCGCUGGUUAAGGCUGGCAAGAUCACCAUCUUCCCAGGAAAGUGACGAGGGCUGAAGGUGUGGUGGGCUGGACAGGUUUACAGGAACACUAGAACACCCAUCACCACAAGGCUUUUUGAUGUUGUCAUCUGCUUCUUUGUGCUUUGCAUAGAGAGGGAUCCAAAACAGUACAUUAUACAAUGUCUGCUAAUCAUGUUCCCAUUGUGCAGGAUGGUAAGAUGAUGGUGGUUUUGGGUCGAACUACAUGUGAUUACACUCUGCCCCCAACAGGCCUACUACCUCCAUAGAAACGACAGAACUAUGAAGGGGGCAGAUAAGUCUGGCCUAGCCACUGUAUGGACCUGUGAACCAGUCCCAUCCACGAUCCCCCCUCUUGCUCAGCCAUUGGGAGUUGAGUCAUCACACGCCUUGAGGGUCUCACGCCCAGAGACUCAGUCCCCUCCCACUCUGUCGCCCCCACCGUAAAUACCAUGACAACCAGUGAUGGUCACUGAGCUAUCCCUGCCAUGUCCACACUCACCUGCAGAGCUGCUGCUAAAGCCCUCUCGCUAGCCACACCUGCAUGGAGCUAGGAGUACUAGGUAAUUGAAGUUUACAUGCUUUCAAGCCCAGAGGCUACUUCAAAAUAAGAGUCCCUGUUGUAAUUACAUGACUAUCCUCUUGAAGGUAUGUACAGCCCACAGGGAUUUGACCACAUAUACGGUAUUAACCGUUUUAUUUGUGUUAACCAUUUUAAGUGACUAAUCAUACUGCUGAUUAGGUAAAUUGGGGAGAGGCUUACACACAGUCAACACAAGCAGACACAGACACAAACACAAGCUGACAUACAGAUAAGAAUUAAACCACUCACUCAUUCACACAUAUACUGUACAGUGCCCUGAGAAAGUAUUGCAGCCUGAAUUCAAUUUUUUUUUUUUUUUUUUUUUUAAAUAUCACCAAUCUACACACAAUAGCCCAUAAUGACAAGGUGAAAAUAUGUUUAGAUAUUUUUUCAAAUUAAUUGUAAAUGAAAUAUAGAAAUAUCUCAUUUGCAUAAGUAUUCACACCCCUGAGUCAAUACAUUUUAAAAUAACCUUUUGCAGGGAUUACAGCUGUGAGUCUUUCUGGGUAAGUCUCUAAGUUUUGCACAUCUGUAUUGUACAAUAUUUGCACAUGAAUAUUUGUUUAAUUCUUCAAGCCUUGUCAAGUUGCUUGUUGAUAAUAGCUAGACAACCAUUUUUAAGUCUUGCCAUAGAUUUUCAAGCCGAUUUAAGUCAAGACUGUAACUACGCCACUCCGGAACGUUCAAUGUCGUCUUGGUAAGAAACUCCAGUGUAUUUUUGGCCUUGUGUUUUAGGUUAUUUGAAAAUAUAUAUUUAACCAUUAUUUAAUUAGGCAAGUCAGUUAAGAUCAAAUUCCUACCCCGGACAACACUGGGUCAAUUGUGUUCCGCCCUAUGGGACUCCCAAUCACGGCCAGAUGUGAUACAGCCUGGAUCUGAACCAGGGACUCUAGCGACGCAUCUUGCACUGAGAUGCAGUGUCUUAGACCGCUGUGCCACUCAUGCAGCAGGUUAUUGUUCUGCUAAAAGGUGAAUUUGUCCCAGUGUCUUUUGGAAAGUAGACUGAACCAGUUUUUCCUAUAGGAUUUUGCAUGUGCUUAGCUCUAUUCCGUUUCUUUUCAUCCUAAAAUCUCCCUAGUCCUUGCUGAUGACAAGCAUACCUAUGACAUGAUGCAGCCACCACUAUGCUUGAAAAUAUGAAGAGUGGUGCUCAGUAAUGUGUUGUGUUGGAUUUGCUCGAAACAUAAUACUUUGUAUUCAGGACAAAAAGUGAAUUUCUUUGCCAAAUUCUUUUCAGUAUUACUUCAGUGCCUUGUUGUAAACAGGGUAAAUGAUUUGGAACAUUCUGUACAGGAUUCCUUCUUUUCACUCUGUCAUUUAAGUUCGUAUUGUAGAGUAACUACAAUGUUGUUGCUCCAUCCUCAGUUUUCUCCUGUCACAGCCAUUAAACUCUGUAACUAGCCUCAUGGUGAGAUCCCUGAGUGGUUUCCUUCCUCUCCGGAAACUGAGUUAGGAAGGACGCUUGUAUCUUUGUAGUGGCUAGGUGUAUUGAUACACCAUCCAAAGUAUAAUUAAUAAGUUCACCACAAAGGGAUAUUCAAUGCCUUUUUUUUCUUUCUUUUGUUUACCCAUCUACCAAUAGGUUUGCGAGGCAUUGGAAAACCUCCCUGGUCUUUAUGGUUUAAUCUUUUUUUAAAUUCACUCCUCAACUGAGGGACCUUACAGAUACUUGUAUGUGUGGGGUACAGAGAUGAGGUAGUAAUUCAAAAAUCAUGUUAAACACUAUUAUUGCACACAGAGUGAGUCCAUGCAACUUAGUGUAUUAUGUGACUUGUUAGGCACAUUUUAAGGCUUGCCAUAACAAAGGGGUUGUAUACUUAUUGACUCAAAACAUUUCAGCUUUAAAUGUUUGAUUAAUUUGUAAAAAUAUCAGAAAACAUCAUUCCACUUUUAUAUUUUGAGUUAUUUAUUGUGUUUAGGCCAGUGACAAAAAAUCAAAAUGUAAUACAUUUUCAAUUCAGCCUGUAACACAACAAACUCAAUGGGGUGUGAAUACUUUGUGAAGGUACAUACACACUCUCCCACACAGACACGGGUUCACACAAUGUUUUUGGUAAAUUCAAGCUAAUACCACUAAGAAUAAAAGAUAGCCUGCUGCCUCCUGCUGCCUGUUAAGGGAUACUGCAUCACUCUGAAGCCCAGACAUUACGCAUGCAUAGGACAAACUGAAGGCUGCCUCUUCUGUGUCAAAUGAUGACCACUUGAUAGCUGAGAGUAAUAUGGCUUAACAUAACUAAACCGACUGCUAGUAAAAAAUGCCAUUAUAUUUUCAGAUCAGAUCGCUAGUUACGAACAGAGUUUAGGAACUCUGACAACAUUGAUGAUAUCAUGUUGUUCUUAUCUGACACCAUGACAUUGAUCUGGGAAGGGCUCAGAUCAGUGUAACUGACUCCAUUACUAUGUCUAAUUUCUUUGUGGAAUUUUAGUUGGUUUCAAGUAAGUGUCUCUACCUGACACACACACCUACUUUAAGUAUGUUGUGCUGAGGGCUGGCACAAUUACCAUGUAACCUUGUAACGGACGGUUAUGGAUGUAGACCGUCAUGACUAAAAUAACCCUCAUAACCGUUUUUACAAAAAUUGUGUGUGCGUGUUUGGAAAGAACAGCUGACUGAAGAUGGGUCGGCCGGGUGACCGUGGUCAUUUGGCUGACCAAUAGCCGUCAUCCAAAAUUCCAUGACCAUCUCAGCCAUAGUUGUGCAUGCAUGUGUGUGAGAGAGAGAGAGAGCGAGUGCCUGUUAAAGAAAUGUGAUUAUCUUAGUUUUGUCGGUUUGAUUUUCAGGAAGAGCCCUCAUAACAAAGACACAUAUCAAUUAUUUACAGCCAUGUGACAACACACACGUCCAUGCUUGCGUGCCUUUUCCCAUUGUUGGACAUACAGUACCUUUUCUGUAGUGCACCAUAAACCUCAGCUACAGUACAGUGCUAUCUUAAGUUUUGGUAGUCAUGCACAUUCACACCUACUAUAAAUACCUGCAUGUACUAUUCAAAUCGUACUGUUUGUUAGUCAUGUCUCUUACACAUGCACAUUCUGAGGGAUUCAAAUGGCUUCUUUUCCCUGAUUUAGACCACACACCGUACAUUAUACACACCCCUGGUCUCGGCCUGGCUGAGAGCUGUGCCUUCUGGACCCACACACAUACGUUUCACUCUGCCUUUCUCUAGGAGCCACGUAGAAAGGCUUCCUUUAUGUUACUUUUUACACAGAACACAUUACCUUGACAUGAACUCUAUCUGACGACUAGUUUUGGGUGAUAUGACGAUAGCUGAAUUAAUUUGCUGUGCUCAAUUUGUGUUUUGCCAUUGUCGGUGAGCUAACGUGUUCCAAGAUGACAGCCAAUGGCAAUGUAUCUAGCUCUUAAAACACAUCUCCACCAUGUUUUACAUGGAAAGUUUCGAAAUAUUUCCACCACUUUUCUGGGUGGUGCUGUCCAUGCCAGAAAUAGAAUGUGCAAUACUUCACCAAAGAGAAUCAAACAUAAUUGACAUUGUUCUAAUGACUUCUAUACCUUUAAUUCCAUUACUCCCUAUCACUUUUGUAACAUCAUAAAUGUUUAUCCAACAGUAUUUAAGGCCCAUAUGUAAUGUAUCAAUAAAGCUAGCCCACUGAAGCUUAACGCCACGUCCUAGCUCAACUUGCAUCAUUUUGUUUUCACAUAGUAAGGACACAGCAUUUCCCCUAUUAUGUUGUUCAAUUGCAGUGUACCUUCUGGGAAAUUGACUGUGUGAAAGGUGAGAUCCCUUUCCACUCUGCUGUUCCUGAGGGUAUUGUUGGAUAAUGGAUAGUUUUUUAAAAUGUAUUUGGGUUUAUUGGUUCUGGUUUGUAGCGUUACCUAAAUGGUUACUAAUGAUACAUACUGUAUCCAUUCUGUUGCAUUGUUUUGGUGGUCUGCAUCUCCAGCUCUUCAUUAGAGUUCUCUUGUGCACAACAACAGUAUUCACCGACAACAGUGUUUUAUAGUGUUACUAUCAUAUUACUACUAUUACCAAUAGUAUCCUCAUUAGUAUUAUGACUAUCAUUGGGUCAGUCAGUACUCCAUCUCUAUUUUAAAACUUGAUCUAUAUGAUGGACUGUUUUUAUCAUAUGCUAUUGUAAAAUAAAAGCAAAAUGAAACAAA